Molecule: messenger RNA, 555 nt
Organism: Rotaria sp. Silwood2
Lineage: Eukaryota; Metazoa; Rotifera; Eurotatoria; Philodinida; Philodinidae
Source: the annotation of a GenBank genome assembly
AUGACAGAAAUUCAUCAACAAAAUAUAAAAUCGUCUGUAGUCAAUAAAUCUCAACGUUGUGCCAAGGCUAAAUGUAAUCGUUUAUUACCAUGGAAUCAUCCAAUAUCAUAUAGUAAUGGUUUGUGUGAACGGCAUUUUUUUUCAAUUGAUCUUUCAUCAAGUGAUGAUGAUGAUAACGAUGAUACAAAUAAUAAUAAUAAUUUAAUUCAUGAGUCAAGAUUAUUGUCGAAAGAAAAAACUUUUUAUUCAACAAAUAAUCAAUACCAACCACUACAAGGUGAUAUUCGAAAGACGCGUGAAAUUUUCGAUGGCCAUCAAUGGUGUAUUAUUGAACAAGCAAUUGAUUAUGUAUCAUCAACGAUGAGUAAAUUAAUUCAGUUGAAAUUAAUAAGAAAUAAAUCAAUGAAUAAAAACAAUUUUCUUUUAGAUAAUGACAACUUCGAUUUGAUGAUGACAAAAAAACAUAAUGAAGAGAAUUUAUUACAAAUUCUUCGUUUAUUAUCAAAUUAUCAAACUGUUAGAGACGAAUUAAACGUAAAAGUUCAUAUUCAAUAA